AUGUUCUCUAUGUCUAAGCAAAACAAUAAUCGCAUGGAUUGCGAACCACAAGUGAAUCCAAGUGUCGAGACUAAGCCCUCACACUAUCCGCAACUUUCAGCUCCUAAUCCACUUCAUGGACAGACAUCGCAGACAUCAUCGCAACCAAUAUUGGUCUCUGAAUCCAUGACAAGCUGUUCACCACAAAUCAGUUCAUCGGCCACUUCAGGAUUUCUACAGCAAAAACUCACUCAACCGUUGACUGCAUUAUUAAAACAGAGAUCUGAACAUAAAAAUAGUAAUAUCUCUCAGUUCUUCAUUCACUUUAAGGGGAUUGAAUGGAGAGAAGAACAACUCAAAUACCAAAUGCCUUCACAUGACUUACAGAUGUUUAAACUUCAGACAAAUGAAGUGAAGUUUGUUCGCAAUCAGCAAAGGAAGGCUCAAAUCAAACCACAACUCUUUCUCAACAAAACUAUCAAUUAUUGCUUUAAAUGCAGAACUGCUAUAGAAAACGGUUCAUACGGUGUGAAGAUCUCAGUGAUUAAGAAUGGAAACCAGAAUAUCGGGUACACCACUACUGCCGAUGAGGAGGAAUCCGCCGCUUCCAAAGUGAUCCCUUCAGACCCAACCCAUCCCACACUCAAUGGCUCGACAGCUCUCUAUCACAUCCAGUGCUUUACAUGCGAAGAAUGUCAAGAGGUUUUGGUUGAUCUGAAGGCCUAUCUCUACACUAACAGCGAUUCAACUGAUGGCUCAAGAAUUGUGAAUACACUGUAUUGUAGCCGUCAUUUCGUUGAGUUAUUCAAACCCCGGUGUCAAUCAUGUGAUCACUUGAUCUUUGAUGAGGAGUGUACUGAAGCCGAGGGGAAGGCCUGGCAUUUGGGACACUUUGCCUGCAAUGAAUGCAAACGAUCGUUAGGCGGACAGCAGUAUAUUAUGGCCGAUCCCUCCAAACAGAGCGAUAAGAAAGCACUGAAUGCGACAAAUCCUCAAAUACCGGAGCGAAAGAAACAACAGUUACCGUAUUGUUUGACGUGUUUUGACAUACUUUUCGGUGAAUUGUGCGAAGAGUGCGGAGAACUAAUAGGAUGUGAUGUCGGCGCCAUUUCACACGAGGGCAGAUCAUGGCAUGCCAUCGAUGGCUGCUUUAAAUGCAAUCAAUGUUCAAAACCAUUACUCGGAAAACCAUUUCUACCCGCUUUUGACGGAAGGAUCUACUGUUCGAUCACUUGUUCCCAACAAACCAUUCAAAGGAAUAGAAAUCGGGACCGAAGAAAGCAAAGGCCGCCACACAAUAGUGUCGCCAUUUCCAUUGAAGACAAUCACAUCUCACAAACAAAUGUCACAAACUUUAACCAAAACUUUACGAAUAAUAUAAUGAAUCAACAAAUGCUUGAUUACAUCCAAAGAUACCAACAGUUCAGCAGAGCUCCGGAUUAUGUGAUGGAGUAUAUGAAACAGCAGCUGAUCCAGAAUGGCAUCAAUGGUGGCAACGAUAUAAUCGGUGCCACAAUUGAGUGCGGAAGCAGUUUGAGUGAAGACGAGCGCACAAACCAUCACGUCGUCGACCAUAAGAUACUCACCACAAACCACAACAAUAAUUACAAUCAGAUGACAUCAAAGACAUCAUCAGAUUCUUCUAGUCUUAACGUAAACACAUUUGACGCUAACAAUAGUGCUGUCAAUAGGAAUGCAAUGAAAUACAACCCAUCCAUCACUUCAUCAUCUAAUGAGACGACACCUCUUCUGCUCAGAUCACUGGAAGAGAAGGCAAAACAAUUGACACAAACCCGCAAUCAAACCAAACAAUUGUCUCACAACACGAAGAUCUUUAGCGAACAAUCUCUGCCACAAAGCGAAUCGCCGUCACAGACAUCGCAAGCGGACCAGUCGUCCAACAGUUCAAUCAUCGACAACAAUAACUCAACGAUCAGAUCAAUUAAUGCAGACGUCAUACAAGACGUGAGGAAUAGUGUGGAAGUGGACACACCAUCCACUCAAUCAACGGCUCUUCAGUCGACGUCAUCGCAAACCACUCCCGAAAUAAACCCGCGUUUGGCUAAUAACCAGAAAUCGGUGACAUUUGAUCCGAGCGUUAAGGAGACAACGGGAACGCGAAGAGUGAAUCGCAAUCGACGGUCGAGACCAACGAAACGACACGAAUGGAGUGAUAAUCACUCGUGUUCUACAUGUAGUACUUGUUCCUCGUCUUCGUCUUCCAGUGACGACAACUUUGAUUACGAGUCCACUCUCGAGAGGAAUCGAAACCAAUGGUUGGGAACCAAAAUACAGUACGUAUCCAACGAUCGCAAGAAGAAUGUCACCAAUGCAAUGAUCAGAAGACCCGCUAAUGUGUCCAAUGGUUUGCUCGCACUUCUAGUGGCCUUUGGUAUCGGAUCCGGUUAUUACAUCUUUGAGCCCACCGUUCGGGACCUGAUCAUCGAAAAGAGCCGACGUGACCAACAAUUAGGACCCGUCACUGACGGACACAUUAUCGCAGAGAAGAUCAUCGAAAAGAAAUAG
Medioppia subpectinata is the source of this 2505-nucleotide messenger RNA. Lineage: Eukaryota; Metazoa; Arthropoda; Arachnida; Sarcoptiformes; Oppiidae. The record is from the annotation of a GenBank genome assembly.